Molecule: messenger RNA, 402 nt
Organism: Annulohypoxylon truncatum
Lineage: Eukaryota; Fungi; Ascomycota; Sordariomycetes; Xylariales; Hypoxylaceae
Exons: 2
Coding region: 1-402 (133 amino acids)
Source: RefSeq, a predicted model, not a curated record
AUGCGAUUCGCUGUCUUAUCCACCAUCUACAUCAUAGCUGGUCAACUCGCCGCCGGCGCCGCAGUCCCGGAAAGACGUGAUAUCGUGCUCGAGACGAUCAUUCACGACGAAUCUCAUGAAGCUACCGACCACUAUGUCCCUGAUAACGUGUUACAGAAGGGUGAUCACGGGCUAAAUGCCAAGGUCAUGGCCAUUCGUGUCUACCCGGCCAAUGCUGCAGUGGUUAUCACUGCUACGCCAUCAUCUUCGGCGCCGGCGGAUGGUGCUGGUAAACCAAUAGCAACACCGUUCAGCGGGUCUUGGCCUACUAGAACGUGGAAAUGGUAUAGGGACAUCUCUAAUGUAGUUUACGGAUUUCUCAACGAGGGAGAAUCUAGAUCAACCAAACAAUCAUUCAAUUAG